AUGCACGGAAAUGUCUCGUCCGACGCCGUCGCCGCUGACGAGGACACAACUGCUCUUAUUCUCAUUGAUAAUAGUGGCCUCAUAUUUUCGGCAACUCAACAGUAUUCAAAUUCGAUACUUGUAAUUUCUUACCAUUGGCCAGCGCUUAUUCUCUCAUUUUUUUCCAUUAUUGGUGUUAUUGGUAAUUUACUUGUUUGUCUAGCAAUAGCAACUGAACGACGUUUACAGAAUCGUACAAAUUGGUUUCUUUUUUCGUUAGCAUUUGCUGACAUGCUCGUGUCAGGUCUUGUCAUUCCAUUAGCUGUUGUAAAAGAAUUUACGGGUUUUUGGAUAUUAGGUCCAGUUCUAUGUGACUUAUGGAUAUUUUUGGACGUUUGCUCAUGUACAUCAUCAAUUAUGCAUAUUGUGGUUAUUUCAAUUGAUCGUUAUUUAGCAAUAAAUGAUCCAUUAAAUACUCGUACUCGGCAGCAAAAAUGUAAAAUUCAUAUAUUGAUUAUACUUGUUUGGUUAAUUGCUAUUCUAUUAUCAUCCCCGAUGAUAGUGUUGGGUGCAAUCAAUCCGUAUAAUAUUUUUAUUGAUGGACAAUGUUUAAUAAAUAAUCAAUUUUUUGUUAUCUACGGUAGUGUUGUUUCAUUUGUCAUCCCAUUGAUUAUAGUUAUUAUUAUGUAUACACUAACGGUACGCCGUUUAAAAGAACAAAUAAGACAGUGUCAAACACAACUUGCUCAAGAACAAUUAGCUCGUGCAGCUAGCUUAGUUGCUAAACCAUUUCUUCGACGACAUAUACCAACACGAGAUGCUGCAGCUGCUGCUCAGGUUAAUGCUGCACAAUGGACACCCAUAGCCGCUCUUGCAUCACGACGUAUGCAUUUACGAGCUAAUCAAAUGAGUUUAGAACUAAGCGAAGAAAGUGCAGAUAGUACAAGUUUACAACAGCAAAAGCAACCAACUCUUCUUCAACAACAACAAGAUCGAACCGAUCAAGUGUCUCAAAUAGAAGAAAAAGGGGUGAUAGGUCAAAAUCUAACACAACAAUCAUCAAUAAAAACUUCACCACAUAUUGAAUAUAAUUGUCCGAAAAAUCCAUUUUGUCAAUUAAAAUGUACAUGUCAUCAUCAACAGCAACAGCAACAAGAAAAACAACCACCUUUAGAAACUGUUUCUGAGCCUGAAUCUUAUGGUAACUAUUUAAAAUAUUUUCGUUGCUGUAGAACGAACAGUUCUUCUCCAUCUUCGCGUCGACGUGAUUCUUCUAAUUCUUAUCCAAUAUCAUUGACUGCUUCGACACAACCAAAACAAUUUUUAACAUCACGUAAAACGACAAGAAGAACUUGGCAUCGCCUAACAAUAACACCAAAUGUUGGCGUUUCACGGGCAAAAUCUUCAGCUGUACGAAAUGAACAAAAAGCAGUUAAAGUCCUUGGCGUUGUUUUUGUUAUAUUUGUUAUUGCAUGGUUCCCAUUUUGUAUUUUGAAUCUUUUACAAGGAGUUUGUCAACGAUGUUCAGUCAAUCCAAAUAUCUUAAAUGGUUUCGUUUGGCUUGGUUAUGUUUCAUCAACAAUUAAUCCACUUGUUUAUACAAUUUUUAAUCGUAAUUUUCGUUUGAAAUUUAUUGCUUUACUGAAAUGUCACUGUGUAUAUUCGAGUUCACGACAUCGAUAUCUGUCUUCUCAUCAAAGUCAUAUGUCUUCACAUCGAUCUCGUCCUCAAGGAAGAAACGGCGUACAUAAAAAUGAACAUCGCCAUUUAAAUACAUAUUACGAACAACAAGAAUUAAAAUUACUGAAUAAGAUACCUUCUGACCAAUCAUAA
Molecule: messenger RNA, 1812 nt
Organism: Rotaria socialis
Lineage: Eukaryota; Metazoa; Rotifera; Eurotatoria; Philodinida; Philodinidae
Source: the annotation of a GenBank genome assembly